Pimephales promelas (fathead minnow) is the source of this 3639-nucleotide messenger RNA. RefSeq names its product adenosine deaminase RNA specific B1a (gene adarb1a). Gene Ontology annotation, cellular component: cytoplasm; nucleolus. Gene Ontology annotation, molecular function: double-stranded RNA binding; double-stranded RNA adenosine deaminase activity; tRNA-specific adenosine deaminase activity. Gene Ontology annotation, biological process: RNA processing; adenosine to inosine editing. Lineage: Eukaryota; Metazoa; Chordata; Actinopteri; Cypriniformes; Leuciscidae. The record is from RefSeq and is a predicted model, not a curated record.
UCGUAUCACAGAUGCAAACAGGCGUAAUUAAAUGACUCGCGGUGUGAAAUGCAGUGAUGCUCCGCGUGCGAUAAUUCAACGGGUGUCGACAUGAGCCACACGCCUUCUUUGUAACGCAUUGCAUUCAGCAUUUAGCUUUUAUUCCUUAUAUUACGUGCUGUUCAUUGGAAGCUUUUCGUUCAUCAGGAUUCAUCUCUGGGAUAUCAACCAAACAUCGUACUGUUAAUCACUGUAAGGCUUGUACAGAAAAGGAGGGCAAACGUACAGGGAUCUUCAGCAAGACAAUGAAUGAUGGAGCCAGUGGGCGGCCCAGGGGCCAGCAGAAGUUCUGCAGUUUGGAUGUGGAUGAGGAGAAACACAUAAGUUCGUGUAGCAUGGACGUUAAAGAAAACCGCAACCUGGACAACCUCUCCUCCAAGGAAGCGCUGGGGGAGGGGCCUCACGUAGCCAAUGGGAGCACUCGGGGAUUGAGCAGGAAACGCCCACUGGAGGAGGGCAAUAAAGGCCACGGACACUCCAAAUUCCGCCCCAAGAAGCGCAGGAAACCGCAAGGGCCGGUCUUGCCGAAAAAUGCUCUCAUGCAACUGAAUGAAAUCAAACCGGGACUGCAGUAUAAACUUCUGUCGCAGACGGGGCCGGUACACGCACCCGUGUUCGUUAUGACCGUCGAGGUCAACGGACAAUUGUUUGAGGGCUCCGGCCCAACAAAGAAGAAAGCCAAACUGAAUGCAGCCGAAAAAGCACUGCGCUCUUUUGUUCAGUUCCCCAAUGCAUCCGAAGCUCAUCUCGCGAUGGGUCGCACGCUGACCGUUAACACGGACUUCACCUCGGAUCAAGCUGAUUUCCCGGACAUGCUUUUUAACGGUUUUGAGACGCCCGCACAGCCCGAUGAACCCUUCUACCUGAGUCUCGGCAGCAAUGGGUCUGUCUGCUCUCUAAACAAAUACCCUCUCUAUGUGACUCUGAAAAACAACAACAGGUUACAUCCUUCUCUCCCACUACCCCCUGCACUCACAACGCCCCCUACAGGCAGUGGCAAGAAUGCAGUGAUGAUCCUAAAUGAGCUUCGGCCGGGACUGAAGUAUGAGUUCGUGGCAGAGAGCGGUGAAAGCCAUGCCAAGAACUUCAUAAUGGCAGUUACAGUGGAUACGCAGAUCUUCCAAGGGUCCGGCCGGAAUAAAAAACUGGCGAAAUCGAGGGCAGCCCAAGCGGCAUUGUCAGGUCUCUUUAACAUGCAACUGGACCAGACGCCAUCUCGACAGCCAAUCCCCAGUGAGGGACUUCAGCUACACCUGCCUCAGGUCCUCGCAGAUGCCGUCUCUCGUUUAGUUGUGGAAAAGUUCAGCGAGCUGACUGACAACUUCACGUCUCCACAUGCACGGCGGAAAGUCCUUUCAGGUGUUGUCAUGACAACCGGUACGGAUGUGAAGGAUGCUCAGGUGAUUUGUGUCACCACGGGAACCAAGUGUAUAAACGGAGAGUACAUGAGUGAUCGAGGACUAGCUCUUAACGACUGCCAUGCUGAGAUCAUCGCACGCCGUUCUCUCCUCAGAUACCUGUACAGUCAGCUGGAAUACUUCCUCAGCGACAGCACUGAAGAACAUGAGAAAUCCAUAUUCAGAUGGUGCAGUGAACAUGGCUACCGGCUAAAAAACGAUAUUCAGUUCCAUCUGUAUAUCAGCACGUCGCCCUGUGGAGACGCCCGGAUUUUCUCCCCUCAUGAGGCUGCUGCCGAAGACCAGGGUGAUCGGCAUCCAAACCGCAAGGCCCGUGGACAAUUGCGAACCAAGAUUGAAUCUGGAGAAGGUACUAUACCCGUCCGUACGAGUAACACCAUUCAGACCUGGGAUGGAGUCUUGCAAGGAGAGCGACUGUUAACUAUGUCAUGUAGCGACAAGAUUGCAAGAUGGAACGUGAUUGGAGUGCAGGGAUCUCUUCUGAGUUACUUUUCAGAACCCAUCUAUUUUUCCAGUUUAAUUUUGGGAAGUCUGUAUCAUGCCGACCAUCUUUCCAGAGCCAUGUACCAGCGCAUCUCAGACAUGGAAGAUCUGCCCCCACCGUUCACCCUUAACAGACCCCUUCUUAGUGGUAUUAGUAACACAGAAGCAAGGCAACCUGGGAAAGCUCCCAACUUCAGCGUCAACUGGACGGUUGGAGAUCAGGGGUUGGAGGUCAUUAACGCUACCACUGGGAAAGAUGACCUUGGAAGACACUCUCACCUCUGCAAACAUGUUCUCUACAGUCGCUGGGUCUGUCUGCAUGCCAAGCUCAGUGAGACUCUGCGGAUCCGAGGAUCUCGUCCGGGCUCCUACCACGAGGCAAAACAAGCGGCAGUGGACUAUCACGCAGCUAAACAAGCUCUCUUCAAAGCUUUCAACAUAGCGGGACUGGGAGCGUGGGUUGAAAAGCCCAUCGAACAAGACCAGUUUUCCCUCACCCCUUAAGAUAAACCGAGAGAAAGGGAUUGUCUGCAAAAGAUCUUUUGUACAUUUACAUGGAAUGCAAGGUUUUAAUCUAACCUCCAAUGUUGUCACUUUUUUUGCUUCUGUUAUUAUUGCAAGUCGCUCAUUUUCUUAUCUAUAAUAACAUGUUUAUGUUCACUCAGAAAAUGGCUGGCUUAAAAAGAACCCAACUGGAAACUUGGUGCUGGGUAAAAAGCUAGACAACAUGUUGCGCUAAACAAACCCACACAGUUAACCCUAUUGACUAUGGCCACAUAGUAUACAUUUGAAAACAACGUUUUUAUUUCAAAGAGUUCCCUGUCCACACUAGCGUUUUCCAAAAGUUGCUCAUCCAUCCCCAUUGAAACGUCUGAAAAUGCUUAAAUCACAUUACUACAGAGCAGACUUAAAAAGUUGUACGUCCAAGUCGCAAUCAAAUUAUGUCAUUAUGUUUUGCCGCAGGACAACAAUUGCGUGUACAUUUUCAGUCAUCUUUGUAGGAAUGCAGUAUGAAGACUGUACAUACAGUAUAUGAUAUAUAGCAGGCACACAAUGCCUAUCAUCAUAUGGUAUAACCAUAGAUAUCAAUCGAUACAAUAUGCGUAAACGUGUCAUCGUUUUCAAAUACCUCAGUUUUUACAAUCAACACUACAACGCAAAAACAGCGUUUUAAAAUGUAUCCACUUGCGAGUGAGUUUUCAAAAAGCUCCGUCUUUGUUGAAAAAAUAAAAACAAAAACGCUGUAUUAAAGGGUUAGUUCACCCCAAAAUUAUUCAAGGCCAAUAUCUGAUUAACCAGUCCAUGCGUAGCUAAAAAUAAUCGAACAAAAAUACCCAACUCUGCAUUUAGGUAAAAUCAAAUAACCCAGCAUUUUUAAGAGUUUUUUUAUUUGUAAAUGUAUUUCUAUGUGUAUGUUUUUGUCUAAAACAAUAUUUCCGCUUAACUGUAAUUGUAACAAUUUAGUUUUCCGUUUAAAUUGAUUAUUUUGUCACCCAAUUUCUCUUUUAAUGUUAAGAACGCAAAACUAUUUUAUUGACUAAAUGACACUAAUCACUAGCCUGGUUAAAACCAGACCAUUCUCAGUUGUAACUGAGUUAUGGUCGAGCAAAUCGUCAUAGACGAAUCAUUUCCAGAGGGGCGUCACCAACGGACGUCGUGGGUAUGGUUCGACCUAAAACCAAUCAGAGCGAUGAAGGAG